Messenger RNA from Thlaspi arvense, 573 nucleotides. The record is from the annotation of a GenBank genome assembly. Lineage: Eukaryota; Viridiplantae; Streptophyta; Magnoliopsida; Brassicales; Brassicaceae.
AUGACAACCUAUGGCACUAUACCAUCAUCUCAAGCAAACGCAUCGUCGAGCUUGGGCUUAUUAGGACGAGCCAAAGAGUUGAUCUCGUCAGGCGUUAGCUCUCAAAGGCCAUGGCUUGAACUUGUGCAAUGUAGUGCCUUUAGCCUUCCUAUCUCAUUUAGUGUUGCCACCGAACGAAUCAAAACCAACAUCGUGAUCUUCCGAACCAACUACAUUGUCAUCUUCAUUGUCACGAUCUUCAUCAGCUUGCUCUGGCAACCGGUCCACCUUUCCGUCUUCUUUAUCUUGAUACUCGCAUGGCUAUAUGUCUACUCCAGGGAUAAUGAACCGUUGGUGUUAUUCGGCAGUGUGAUCGAUGAUUCUGCUUUGGUGCUGAUCUUGCUGGUCCUCACGAUUGGUACUUUUCUGUUAACCGACGUAUCCCGCAGUAUAAUGAUCGGGGCUUUGGCUUGUUUGCCCGUUGUUCUAGUGCAUGGCAUGUGUAGGAAUACAGAGGCAUUGUUCGUCUUGGAAGAUGAUGAAGAGAAGGUGACAAUGAACACAGCAUCUUCGUCGAUUUCUUCCUCCUCUUAG